UGGCUACUUGUCUAAUGGAUCAUAUAUCGAAAUCUAGGAGACAAGUGUGAUCUGAGAUCUGCUUGAUAGUUUGGUAAUUAACUUGCACUUGAUUUUUCUUAUGGGCUAAAGAGGUUGGUCCUACAUUUGUGUUUAGACUUGGAGCUUAUUCAUUAGAUCAUGAUGAUCUAUCUGGCUGAUGCAGAGCAGGGGGUAGGAAUCCCAUGAUAAACGUAGCCCAUCUAUGUGUAUACCCACUCUAGCAUGGUGAUACCUGAUGGACCUAGAGUUAGGGUUGAUAUCUUUCUAGAUAAAAUUUUAAUAGCUAGCUUUAAGAAAGCAUAGGAGUUGCACAACCUGAGGAUGAUGGAGAACCAGCAAAGACAGUUGCAUGUUUAACAGAUGACUAGGUGACAUCAAAAGGAGAGGAUUAGUUUUUGGCAUAAUUUUUUUUUGUCUGGAGCCAAAAAUUAAGGUGUAGGCCGAAAUAACAUUGUGUUGAAGCUAUGAAAAUGAUGUUGAAAAGCAGUGUAAAAGACAUAUCCCUUAAUAAGAAUAGUUUGGAAAGACGGAUCACUGAAGCUUACGCCAAGAAGGUGGAAUAAUGCUUGAUGGCUAAGCUAUCAUUAUGACUAUGUUAGGUGAAUUACAUAGUAAUGGGCGAGUGUUUGUUCACCACACUCACUAUUGAAGUUUGGUUACAUCCCCAGUGAGAGAAGCAGCAGGAUCGCCUAGGGGAAAAAGUUGUGUUUCUCAAAUAAAAGGGAAAAAAAGUAGACCCACUAAUACUGUUGUAGAUCAUGCAAGAAUCUUAAUGUCCAAAAGUUGGCCUGACCAAGUUCAUUCUACCUAAUUGGUAUGUCACACUUCAAAAUGUUUAUCGAGUAGAGGUUCAAGUUUUGUUGGGGGAAGAAGACAUCAAGGGUUGGCCUUGCAGUAUUAGAAAUGCUUGUUUAGAGUUAAGUUUAUUUUCAAUCAUAAAAAAAAUCAGAUACUAGUUUUGUCUGCAUGAAUGCAACUGGAAAAAUAAAGAAGCCAAAAGUUUGUAAUUCCAAAGAUGAGAAAUGCUAUCUCUGGAAUUCCUGGAAAUGUGCAACAGCGAUACGUGAUAAACAAUUCAGAUAGGAAAUUAUCUUACGUCAUUCACAUAGUGGAUUCUUUGCAUGAUUGCAAUGACGAAAAACAUGUGAAAGUUUCGGUUCAUGGGUUCUUCCAAAACUUAGACUGCAACCUUGUCCUCAUUGGAAGGAGGCUUUUGUUUCAGGGUCCAUGAACCAUGAUGCAUGGCAGUGGCAUCUUGCGACUUGUGAGAGGUGAUCAUUCUAGGAGGAAUCUGAAUUAUUUCUAAGUAAGUUGAGGUGAUCAGUGCCUGUAAGAGGGUCCAAUGACAUGUUUUUUUGUCUGUCACAAAACCUUUUAGAUGUAUAUGUUCAUAUAACUUUGUAGGACAGGGCCAUCAUAUUUGAGAGCUUUUUGUUUGCUUUUGUCUGGGGUCUUUCAUAGGACAACUGAUAAAAGUUGGUAGCCUAAUAAUUCGUAGCACCAAGGCUAAUAUAUUCGGUGGUGGGUGGUACUAGCAGUUAAGGUAUAAAGUACUAAAUAUAUCAACCUCUGAAACGCCCAACAUCCCAGGCGAGUUUUUUUGGCUGGAGGAAUCUAAUUGAGUUGAGAGAGAGAGAGAGAGAGUGAGCGAGCUCUAAUUCAUAUCCUAGAAUGUUGGUGGACAAUAAUGAGUUAGAAUUUUGAUUGCACAUAGGUCGAGCGACUGUAAUCUCAUUACUGCAACUAGUGCUUUUUUUCAUAUUUGGUUUGUGGUAAGUGCAAAUUAACAUAUUACUCCAGUCUGAGUAAGCAGUCCAGGUGCUGCACACUGACCUACAGCCAAAAUGUUAAUUGAUUGCAAUGCAGCAGUGAUGGCAGCUACUGGCAACAAAUAGAAGUUACAUUCAGAUGUAAAUUGAGUUAAAACGAUUUUUGAGGAAAGAGUAGCUGUAACUGAAGUUGCUGCAAUUCUAACUACAUGCAACUACAAGUUGUAUAUUCUAUUGAUAGCAAUCAAUUACUUAAUCUUUUGUUAGGUAUUGGAUGCUUUGGUUUGUUUCUUUUUUUAUGCGAUAUCUGCCCAUUAAAAAAGUGGCUACAUAUUCCUUCUGUUGGGUUUCGAGGAAGAUGGGACCAAAAAAUUUCCUUAGUCCCAGACCCCACUGAUUUUAGCUCCCUCUACUGCAGCUGAAAAUAGGAACAUACUUGGUUCCUAAUAAUUUGACAUGUUCCAAAAGAAUCUUCCUUUAACUACUCUUUAUUUGGUGAGUGGGAACCAGUUGUUUCCCUUUCUUUUGUUUAAUGGUGGUGGGAAACUUCUGGUUUUAAAAUACUGCAGAUGGGGCUUAUUACAUGCAUUUAUUCUCAUCUUUCAAGGUUCUCAUGCUGCCAAACUUCAUUAUUUAAUUUCAGAGUAUGCAACCUUAGUUAAAUGAGUCUGCAGAUUCCAAGAAACUUCUUUAAUAGUGCUGACCAUUGUCUUCAUUCCAUCACAACUUAUGAGAAAAUGCCCUACGAAACUCCCUAGUGACAACUCUUGAGCAUGAUUUAUUAAAUUUUUGCCUAUUUACCAUAUCAUUUCCUCUCUUUUCUUUACCCCUACUGAUAGCUGCCUCAUGUUCUAUUGUCUCGUGUGCCUUUGGUAUUACUUCUGCCAAGAAUUGUGAUGUGUUUUGAGCAUCUAACAGUAAUUGUUCCCACUUAUCAGGCUUUUAGUGUUGCCAUCAUUGUGGUUAGGCUGAUGAUUACUUCCAAACACCAGAUGUCAAGGAUAAUUCAUUUUUCUCUAUUUUCCUCAUAAGUCUUGAAGUGAGUCAGCUGUCAGAAUAAUUACUUUGUACCAUGUUACCAAUCCUUAGCCAAUUUAUGUUUUUAUGCCUCUUCUCCCAGACAAAAUCGUCCAACAUCAGAAUCCACUAACUUCUCCAAAUUCUAACUUCCAGUAUCCAGAGAUCUGAACCUAUCUUCUCCCAGAACGCAGUACAACAAAAGUAUGCAAACCAUAAGCAACAAAUGCUCCAAAGUCUAAACUUAGACCUUCUAUUUAGAUAAACAAUUAGUGCUUCUAUGUGUGUUCUCAGGUUCCCAUCACCCAUAAGGUCAGCUUCUUAUCCUUUUAUAAUGUCAUACGGUGCAUAGACAACACUAAAUCCUUCACCACAGCCAAAGGCUCCAUAUCCUCUGAUAUGUCCUCCCAGAAGCCUAUUAACUAAUCAUUUGCCCUUGAUUACAAGUCAUGGACUUUGGCCAUGUUGAGCUGUCACUUGGAAUUCAUGCCACCUUUUUUUUAUUAUUAUUUUUGUAUCAUUGUUGGUGGAUCCCAGGUUUGCACAGAAAACAAAUCUCGGUGUUUGCAUGCGUCCACAGUCAACAGUUCAUACUUUGGCCUCUUUUUCCACAUGAUCCCCACCCCCUCGCUACACAGCUUCCCACUUCUCUCCAACCACCUUCCCACAUGGAGAGAAACAUCUCAUAAAUUCUCUGAACCAUCCCUGGCCUCAACUGUAAUCUGGAUGGUCUUUGUUCUCAAGAAACAAUGAAGCAAGAGCUCUCGACAAGUGAUCACAAGGCCUCCUCGCCAGCGCCUGCAGCUCGAGCAAGAAUUUCCAGAACAAGGGAUAGCCCGAGAGGAGAUUCAGCAAAUGGGGUCGCGCCAGGCUCCAAAACGAGGCCAAAGGUUGUUCCUUUAGAAGCAAGCACCACCCAAAGAGUUAGAAGAUCCAUUCAACCAAACAAGCCGAAGUCAGGGGCUGAUGAAGUGGGAGCUCCAAAGGAAAGAGAGACUGAGGAUUCGAAGAAUACCAGCCGGCCAGGAAACCGAGUUGUCGAGCAGUAUGCUCGGUUGCGGCGGCAGGGAGAUACUCAUUGCAGGGGCUCUGAAGAUGAAGCUGGUGGGAAGACAAAAGAAUUGCAGAGGAAGCUUGAUGGGAAAGAGAGAUUGGUGAAGGAGUUGCAGUCUGAAGUGGUGGGACUGAAAGACCAGAUAGAGAAGCUGCAGGGCGUUAAUCUUCAGCUGAAGUCACAGAAUAAGCAGCUUGAGGAAGAUCUCUUGGCUGCCAAAGGAAAAAUUAGAGCCCUCCAGACGAGCGAGCAGGUGGUGUCAAUCGGCCAGGAAGCCAAGCCUUCUGUAUUUAGGGAUAUGCAGAAACUCAUAGCAAGUAAGUUAGAUCAGUUUAGACUAAAGGACGUUGCCAGGGAAGAUACAUCUGUGAAAAUACAGACUUUGGCAUCGGAAUCUAGGACAAAAGCUGUAGAAAACCAACUACAAGUUCUGAAGAAGGAGCGCUUUUCACCUCCCCCAACUCAGUGCACACCUACCAGUGGGCCUCCUCCACCACCACCACCACCACCACCACCACCUCGCAUAGUCCCUGCAAGACAAAAUACAGUGCAAAAGGCUACUGCAUUAGUUGAAUUAUAUCAUUCCUUAACAAAGCGAGAUGGAAAGAAGGAUCCAGUGGGAAAUGGGAAUUCUGCCAGUCCUGUUGCUAGUAACGCACAUAACAGCAUAGUUGGAGAGCUUCAAAACCGAUCAGCUCAUUUAUUAGCGAUUAAAGCAGAUGUAGAAACAAAAGGAGACUUUAUCAGACAUCUCAUACAGAAAGUUCAAUCUGCCGCUUACAUGGAUAUGGAGGAUGUCCUGGCGUUUGUUGAUUGGCUUGAUGGACAGCUCUCUACAUUGGCUGAUGAGAGAGCCGUUCUGAAGCAUUUUAACUGGCCCGAAAGGAAAGCUGAUGCAUUGAGAGAAGCUGCUUGUGAGUACCGUGAUCUUAAACAGGUAGAAGCCGAAGUUUCUUUUUUUAAGGAUGACGCAUCCAUGCCAUGUGAUGCCACCCUGAAGAAGAUAUCAAACUUGCUAGAUAAGUUGGAGCGAAGCAUGCACAGAUUGAUUAAGUUGAGAAAUACUUCUAUGCUACCUUACAGAGAGUGCAAAAUUCCAACAGACUGGAUGCUCGACUCAGGAAUGGUGAGCAAGAUAAAGCUGGCCUCUGUGAAGCUUGCAAAAGUGUACUUAAAGAGAGUAUCAAUGGAGCUUGAAUCAGUUCGACAUUCAGAAAGGGAAUCAGCACAGGAGGCACUUGUCUUCCAGGGUGUUCGCUUUGCUUAUCAGGUGCACCAGUUUGCUGGAGGUCUCGACUCUGAGACGAUGUGUGCUUUUGAGGAGCUUAGAGAGCGGAUUCAAUCAAAAGGAAGAGGAUCAAAGGAUCUGCUUCCUAUUACCACAAUGUCUUGAGAUAGCAUCAGAGAUUCUCAGAAAUAAUUUAAGGUGGAAGGCAAGCUGCAGGUGACAUAUCGAAGGAGUUUGCUUGAAAUGUUGUAAAAUGAUGAUACACGCAUGAUGGUUGGAAAGGUUACUGGUUUUUCUAAGAGUUUGGAUUCGGUUGUCAGAACUGGGGAGCAUUAUCUAUAGUUCAUUAUGUGUUGACUCAUGUGAGACCCAAUUAGACAAUUAUGUGGUAGGGACUUGGAGCUUUGUCAGAGGAGUACAAUAAAUUGCAACAUUGGACCUCCAAAUAAGUUAAAUGUUAUGAGCCUUAUAGCAUCUGUUUGGACAAAA
This is a messenger RNA of Phoenix dactylifera (date palm), 5578 nucleotides long. Its product is annotated as hydroxyproline-rich glycoprotein family protein. Gene Ontology annotation, cellular component: cortical microtubule. NCBI's taxonomy places the organism in Eukaryota, Viridiplantae, Streptophyta, Magnoliopsida, Arecales, Arecaceae. Gene Ontology annotation, biological process: protein localization to cortical microtubule cytoskeleton. The record is from RefSeq and is a predicted model, not a curated record.